AUAGAUAUAAUAUACCUACUGCAAUCAAUGACCUCAGAAACGUCAGAAACUGGGCAGUGAAGAUACCUAGUGUUAGGUACCUACCUAUUUUAUUAGUAAAUAAAAUCAAAUAUCGUAAUGGUUGGCAAAUCUCUUGCAUUAACCUUUAACAUCAAAGCAGAGUGUAAUAUUUCAAGAGCUCGAGUGGGUUUGAUGAAAUUACCUCAUUAUGAAGUUAAAACACCGGUGUUUAUGCCUGUAGGAACACAGGGAACAAUGAAGGGUUUAUUACCAGAUCAGUUAGAGCAGUUAGAUUGCGAGAUAAUACUGGGCAACACAUACCAUUUGGGGAAUAGACCUGGUACUGAGGUUCUGCAGAAAGUUGGUGGUCUACACAAUUUCAUGGGCUGGAAUAGAGCUCUUUUGACAGAUUCUGGUGGUUUCCAAAUGGUAUCAUUGUUGAAAUUGGCUGAGAUAACAGAGGAAGGAGUCAAUUUCAGAUCACCAUAUGACAAUUCACAAAUCAUGUUAAGUCCAGAAAAAUCAAUUGAAAUACAGAACUGUAUUGGAGCUGAUAUAAUAAUGCAACUGGAUGAUGUUAUCCAAACUACAUAUCAAGAUUAUGAUCGCAUCAAAGAAGCCACUGAGAGGACUAGUCGCUGGCUUGACCGUUGUCUUAAAGCCCACAAAAGACCCACAGAGCAAAGUAUAUUUCCCAUAGUUCAGGGAGUUCUUAACCCUGAGUUGAGAGAGCAAAGUGCUAGACAGCACUUACCAAAAGAUGUAAAUGGUUUUGCAAUUGGAGGAUUAAGUGGUGGUGAAGCUAAAGAUGAUUUCUGGCCCAUGGUUAGUUUGUGCACAGGUAUUCUUGAUAAAAAGAGGCCACGGUAUCUGAUGGGUGUGGGACUGGCUAUAGACCUGGUUGUAUGUGUAGCACUUGGAGUUGACAUGUUUGACUGUGUCUUUCCAACUAGAACUGCUAGAUUUGGAUGCGCCUUGGUAAAUAAAGGCCAACUUAAUUUAAAACAAAAACAGUAUGAGACCGAUGUGAACCCUAUUGACAAGAAUUGUUCAUGUACCACGUGUCAAAACUAUACAAGAGCCUAUCUACACACUAUUGUUACAGUAGAAACAGUGGCAUGCCACCUUAUUUCUGUGCAUAACAUUGCUUUUCAGAUGAAUCUGAUGAAAACCAUGAGGGAGCACAUCACUAACGGAACAUUUCCCCAAUUUGUUCAGUCGUUUGUUGACGAACUGUACAUAGAGAAGAAUUAUCCAAAUUGGGUUGUAAAUUCUUUGAAGUCAGUUGGAAUAGAUAUUGUUAGUUGCUAAGAGUGUAGUUUAAUUAUGUUUAAAGACGUACAUAUAUAAGUAGACCCACAAUGCCCCAGUGGCCAAAACAGACAAAGUAAUCCAUGUGUUCAGAUAUGGAUCAUAAGAUAUCUUCUGCUUUUUCUUGGCUAUAGUCUUUAGAGGACCCCGUGGUAAGCCCUUAACCAUGGAUCCUGGAUUGGAUGAGUCACAUUUUUACACAAAGGGACUCCUGUCUGUCCUCCACGACCUCUGCAGAAUAACCUAACCGGUAUUGCAUCAUAUGGUUACACAUCCAAUUGCCUGUUUUUGUUACCUCACCGUAAGAGGAUCAUAAAAUAUAACAAAUAAAUUACACAAUCCUCAAACAUUAAACUUAUUCAUAACAACAGUUUUAAGGAUUCUGGGCUUUGUUGGCAACAAUGUUAUGAUCCGUUUUUGAAUCAUAUAUAUUUGUAAAUGGUGUAUAAAACUGAGGACGUCUAUUAUCCUUAUUUUUUUUUCAUCUGUAAAUCUUGUGCAUUGUGAUUGAAGAAACAAACUAUGAAACAUACCAAUACAUUUAUAAAGGAUGGAAACGAUUUACAAUAUGUAUGAAGACAUUUAUUUGAGUUCUACAUAAAAUCGUCUGAGUCAUUUCCAUCAUAAUUUGUGGUCAUAUUUUCCUUUCGCAUCAAUGUUGUGUAACUUCUUAAUUCUGCUUCUUCCUUCUUUUUCUUCUCCUCUUCUUUUUCCUUUUCUUUCUUCUCUCUAAUAAGUUUCUUUUUGUCUUCUCUUUCUUCCCUGUCCCUCGAUUCUCUCUCUUGCCUCAAAUCAGGGAAAGCUUCCUUUUUAGUUUUAUUUAAUCUAUUCACUAUGUCAUUAUUUCUUUUAGCUACUCUCACUUUUCUGACAUCUUUGUCUUUAUGAAAAGCAACUUGACCCACCUGUAACAAUAAAAUAAAUAUCAAAUGAUGACAAACUAGGAUUAGCCUAUGGGUUUGCCAAGGUAAAACAAAAAUAAUUGUUAUAGAAAAUAAAAAAUACUGGCAGAAAUUUUAGGACACCUGUCUUAGUGCAAAGAUCCUACAUGCCAAAUUUGAAGUAUUUAGUAAGAGUAUGUAGUAAGAUUUAGUAGUUUGGGCUGUGUGUUGUAUGUCAGUCAGACAAUCAGUUUUUUCUUUUACAUAAUUAUUAUAUUGAAUUGCAGAAGAUAAAUCAGCAAUAUUCUUACCUCCAUUCCAGCAGUCUUUUUUAAAUUUGCCCACAUGGUGUACACAAUGUCUAUAUCAUUCAUUUUAUUCCCAAGUAUUGAAUUAGCUUUGACUAGUUGGCAAGCGUCAUCCAGAACUGAAUUGGGAAUAUCAUCUAUUGUCUGGCCCUAGAAAAAUAUACUAUAGUUGUAUUAAUAAACAUUAUUUCAUAACUGAAAAGGCGAAAUAAUUAGAUAAUAUUUAUCUCUAUAUGUGGUCUAUUAAUUCAAGUUUAAUUUCAUUGUGAUUGGGACUCAAGAAAAAGCAAGUAAAAUUUUAAAUUUCUAGUUUUUAUAAAAGGUUUAUAAUAAUUUAUAAAUUUUAUAAUCUAACAUUAAGUUUUUAAGUGCAGGAUGAGUCACUACCAAAUUGUGAUUUAAUUAAAUAUCCAUUUUGAGCUAUACAGCAGAACAUUGCCUUUUAAGUCUUUUCAAAAUUGUUAGCCCUGCCUUAAGAAAAUAGACAUGAUUAUAUAAAUCUAUUUAACUUACAGGUGUAAGACGUAGAUAAACAUGAGCUGACGAAACUUUAUCCACGUGGAACCAAACAUCUUCCGGCCAUCCCCAUUUUAUCAGAUCUUCAUCUGAAAGAAAUGCAAUUAAACAUUAUAGCAAAUAGGCAAUCCUAGGCUUUGUGAAAAGGUAAAAUAUCAGUAACAUGUUGGUAAUUAACUUACUCUCAUGUUUAUCAGCACCCAUAAAUAAUGUUACUGGCGGAGAUACCACACUGCUUGUGAAAUAGAAUACCAUGGUGCUUUUCUAUCUA
Messenger RNA from Amyelois transitella, 3287 nucleotides. RefSeq names its product queuine tRNA-ribosyltransferase catalytic subunit (gene Tgt). NCBI's taxonomy places the organism in Eukaryota, Metazoa, Arthropoda, Insecta, Lepidoptera, Pyralidae. Gene Ontology annotation, molecular function: tRNA-guanosine(34) queuine transglycosylase activity. The transcript is spliced from 6 exons. Gene Ontology annotation, cellular component: cytosol. The coding region runs from base 118 to 1311 and encodes 397 amino acids. The record is from RefSeq and is a predicted model, not a curated record.